UGGUUUUCUGGAAAAAAAUAAUUUCUUUCCGGAAUUUACUUGCUCGAAAAUACAAGAUGGACAUUCCGUGAGAAGGUUACCGGACUGCAGUCUCAACCGUGGUAUCACCAAGAGUAUGAUUCGCAACUGAUCGUCAGGUCUUUUGCGGCACAAUAUUGCGGUUCCCGGUCGAAGAAAACUAUACUUCCGUCAGUUCUGGGACGGUGGGUAGGCGACCGGUGGGCUUCUAGCGCUUUGUAAGACUUUCCGGUCAGCGUUAAAGGUCGCGCUACUGGUUUCCGCCACCGUGCCCGCCACCGACCGCUCGCAGCACUGCGUUGAGGCUUCCGACGACGUAAUCCAGAACUGCGUCCAUGGAAGUGUAACCACGUUGAUGAUGCAGUACCGCGCUCGAACAGGGUGGAAACUCUCGGAGAUUCGCAAGCCCGAGGGAUCGGAGGAAACUGCCGCAGAGCUUCGCGGACCUCUGGCGGUCGUGCUCGAAAUCCAUCGGUCGCACCGAACUGGAAGGAAUGUGGAGCAAUGCGGUGGAACGAGAGGCGACGACGACAAUGAGGAACGGGCGUUGACCUACCGCACGACUCGUCGGAAGAAUCUUUUCCCAAACGAAAGACAUGAGCGCGAAGAGUUGAUCUGGAAAUCAUUGGAUGUUCGAGUGGGGGAUCUCAGGAAGACGCAACUUGAAAAGGACAUUUGGAGCUUUUGUGGGAGUCGUUUUCGCCACAUCUUUGUGUUUCUUAAACAACUCCGCCCGCCUGCCUGCUAAUUAAGAGCCUCGCCUCCUGACACUGAUCUUCCUAAUAAAUCGAAGUAAGUCUUGCAAAAGGUCUCGAGCAUCGGUGCCUCCAAAUCAGACGACGUCCGUUUCUGGAGCACCUGGUCACACGUGAAACUAAGCUCCAGGUCUGAAGCUCGGGCUUCAUGAUGUGUAGGAAAGUCUGCCAUGAAAAGAGAUCACCACCUGCAAAAGAGAUCAAGCGGAUGUUGGCAAAGAACUUGAGCUUGUAAAAAGAAAUUCCUGUUUUGUGUGAAGAGAACACCUUCAAAGGUGGACAUCAUACUACACAAUUCCAAUCUGCAUGUUUCCUCAAUGCGGCGCCAUCAUCAUGAAUUGCAAGUAGGCAAACACUUUUGCUCGAGUUUUUCAUACGAACUCACGCAAGCUGCCCACUAGUAUAAAGCUUCU
Marchantia polymorpha subsp. ruderalis is the source of this 1186-nucleotide messenger RNA. The record is from the annotation of a GenBank genome assembly. Lineage: Eukaryota; Viridiplantae; Streptophyta; Marchantiopsida; Marchantiales; Marchantiaceae.